UUUAUUGUAGGUACAACGAAAAACAGUUCAGAGCUAUGCAGCACAUGUGGACAUAGUGGUUUCAAGUGUCCAGGUCACUUUGGCCAUAUAGAACUGCCAGUCCCUGUCGUCAAUCCAUUAUUUCACAAAGCAUUAUCUAUGUUACUCAAACUGUCAUGUUUAAGUUGUUUCACGUUACAAGUACCAUCAUACAUCAAGCGAUUGCUGUCUGCAAAAUUAAAGUUACUUUAUCAAGGGCAACUUAGCGAUCUCGAUAGCUUGGAUCAAGAAGUAACAUCUGUAAUAUCGAGCACACAGAAUGAAGCAGAACAAAUGGAGUACAUUCGUCGAAUUGACGAUUACAUGGAGAACUUCGACAGAAUUCGGCAGAACAGCAGUCAAAUCGUGCCUCACAAUCAUGAGGAUCAAACUAAUAUGAAGAACAUCAUUAUGCAAUGGCACGCGUAUGUCGAAAAUAUACUUAAGCAAUAUGUGAGAAACAAUAAAGCUGGGAUAUGCAUAAAUUGUCAAAACGGUCUCCCAAAGAUUUCGACGCUGCAAAAUAAAAUAAUGAUAAACAACAAAGAAGUUGCACCUUCCAAAGAGGUGCUCUCUCGCAAAGUGGCACAUAAAUUGGAGACAGUGAUGGUUAUGCCAGAUCAAUCUAAGGAAUAUCUACGGCAAUUGUGGAACAACGAAAGAGACUUUCUCAAGAUAAUUGUACCUUGCUUAAAAUUGGUAGACAUCGAAUAUCCCACUGACGUAUUCUUCUUUGAAGUGAUACCCGUGCUACCGCCGAUCGUACGGCCGGUAAAUUUUCUUAACGGUCAAAUGGUCGAACAUCCUCAAACUCACAUUUAUAAAGGCAUCAUACAAGAUUGUCUGGUCUUGAGAAAUAUUAUACAAACGAUCCAAGAUGGAGGUACCGAUCAUUUACCUCAAGAGGGUCGACUUGUCUUUGAACAGAUAAAGGGAGUUACGACUGUUGAAAAGUUGCACAAUGCUUGGCAGGCGUUGCAAAGCAACGUGAAUCACUUGAUAGAUCGCGAUAUGAACAAAACACCGGAAUCUAUCAAUGGCCAGGGCUUGAAGCAAAUUCUCGAAAAGAAGGAAGGUAUCAUUCGAAUGCACAUGAUGGGCAAAAGGGUGAAUUUUGCCGCGCGUUCAGUUAUUACUCCUGACCCCGACUUGAAUAUCGAUGAAGUUGGCAUUCCCGAGGCUUUCGCUCGCAAAUUAACGUAUCCUGUAGCUAUAACGCCGUGGAACGUCGUUGAAUUGAGACGAUUAGUCUUAAAUGGUCCCGAUGUUCAUCCUGGUGCAGUUAUGGUAGAAAAUGAGGAUGGGUUGAUACAAGCCAUUAAUAGUAACGAUUCCACGCAAAGAGAAGCUAUCGCGAAACGUCUCUUAACAACGAACGACAGGACUAACGAGUCCUUCAUUGGAGUUAAAGUAGUACAUCGGCAUCUCCAAAACGGCGAUGUACUGCUAUUGAACAGACAACCAACAUUACACAAACCGAGUAUAAUGGCUCACAAAGCGCGUGUUUUGAAAGGAGAGAAAACGUUACAUCUUCAUUAUGCCAAUUGUAAAGCGUACAACGCGGACUUCGACGGCGACGAACUCAACGCCCAUUUCCCGCAAAACGAACUGGCCAGGAGCGAAAGUUAUAACAUAGCCAAUGUAUUCAAUCAGUAUCUCGUGCCGAAAGAUGGAACUCCAUUAAGUGGCCUUAUACAGGAUUACAUGGUAUCUGGAGUACGAUUAACAACUAGAGGUAAAUUCUUCUCAAAGACGCAUUAUACGAAACUAGUUUAUACUGCGCUGCCGAUAAAGCAAAAGAAUAUAAUUCUUCUACCGCCAGCUAUCAUUAAACCGAAAAUGUUGUGGUCGGGUAAGCAGAUCCUUUCGACGGUUAUUAUUAACAUUAUUCCCUCGCAUAAGGCGCGAAUUAAUAUAGUUUCUACUACAAAGAUUAACGCAAAAGAAUGGCAGACGAAGGCUCCGCGACAUUGGAAAUGUGGAACAGAAUUUGAAAAUCUGAUAACCAUGUCGGAAGCUGAAGUUAUAAUUCGACACGGAGAAUUAUUAUGCGGCGUACUCGAUAAAAUGCAUUACGGCGCGACUCCUUACGGUCUCAUUCAUUGUAUUUACGAGUUAUAUGGAGGAAUAUGCGCGAGCAAAAUGUUAAGCGCGUUUGGCAGAUUAUUCCAAAUGUUUCUACAGUGCGACGGAUUUACUCUCGGUGUCGAAGACAUUUUAAUAACACGUGAAACUGACGAAAAACGUAAAGAGAUCAUUUCCAAUUGCAGAAAAGUCGGAGAGGCUAUACAAAAAUCUAUUGUAAAAGUACCUGACGAUAUGCCUAUGGAUGAAAUUCGAACUAAAAUGGAAGAAUCUUAUUGGAAUAACGCGAAAUUUCGUGCGCAAAUUGAUCACAAGUAUAAGAGCACUUUGGACGUUUAUACCAAUGAUAUUAACAAAGUCUGCCUGCAAACGGGACUCUUUAAGAAGUUCCCGGACAACAACUUACAGCUUAUGGUGCAAUCUGGUGCAAAGGGAUCCACGGUUAAUACUAUGCAAAUAUCGUGUUUGCUCGGUCAGAGCGAAUUGGAAGGUAAAAGGCCACCGUUAAUGAUCAGCGGGAAGAGUUUAUCGGGUUUUCCAGCAUACGAUCCGACACCCAGAGCCGGUGGUUUCAUCGAUGGUAGAUUUAUGACCGGCAUCAAAAGUCAGGAAUGUUACUUUCAUUGUAUGGCAGGACGCGAAGGUCUCAUCGAUACUGCUGUAAAAACCAGUAGGUCCGGUUACCUACAAAGAUGUUUGGUAAAACAUCUGGAAGGUUUGAUUGUUAAUUACGACGCGACGGUUAGAGACUAUGAUGGUAGUUUAAUUCAGUUUUAUUACGGAGAGGACGGCCUUGAUAUACCGGGUUCGCGUUUUCUAAAUAAGGACCAAAUUGCGUUUCUAGUUGACAAUAAAGAUUCUAUUAUAGAUACGAAGUUAUUGGAAUAUCUAAAGACAGACAGUGAGGAAAUGAUGAAGACGAUAAAAAAGAUUAAGAAGUGGGAAAGUAAAAAUGGUUCCUCUUUGCUAAAGAGAAGAGUCAGUGAGUUCAGUAGAUUCUCUAUGGAGAAUUCCAAUCAGAGCAACAAUGCCAAACAAAAGGCCAUUGAUAGCUAUAGUGGAAGGACCAAAGCCGCGUUAUCACUUAUAAGGAAGUGGGGAAAGGCGAAGAAAGAAGUGAAAGAGUCAUUUCGCGCACAAUGUGCUAAAUGUCCCGAUCCGAUAAUAUCAAAAUACAGACAAGACAUUGAAUUCGGUGUAUUAUCUGAACGAAUAGAAAGCCUAGUAGAUGAAUAUCUCUCUCGUUCAUCGAAAUCUGUUAAGAAAUCUGCCUUGAGAGAUCUGUUAGCUAUAAAAGUUAUGAAGACAAUUUGCCCGCCUGGUGAACCGGUUGGUUUAUUAGCAGCGCAAUCCAUUGGUGAGCCGUCCACUCAAAUGACUUUGAAUACUUUCCAUUUUGCGGGACGUGGAGAGAUGAACGUGACCUUGGGUAUUCCUAGAUUACGUGAGAUCUUAAUGAUGGCGUCGAGAAACAUAAAAACUCCAAGCAUGGAAAUACCCUUCCAAAGUAAUUUGCAGGAUCUUGAAAAACAGGCGAAAAAGGUGAGAUUAGGAUUAACAAGAUGCGUCUUGCGCGAUGUACUAAAAGAUAUCACGAUGAGCAGGAGAAUAGAAGAGAGCCCACACCGAAGAUUGGUGCACACUAUAACAAUCAAAUAUCUUCCUCACAAGUAUUAUAAAGGAGAAUUUUCCGUUCAUCCGCGGACCGUGAUUAAGUGCACCGAGGAAACCUUCUUCAAGAAUAUAUUCAAAGAAAUUAAGAAAUUUGCCAAAAUGACUAAGGUUUUGUUACACUUCGAGGGAGAAAAGAUAUGGGCAAAUGACGAGGACGCGGCAAUAGAUCAAAUUGAUCCUGACGAGGUAGUACCGGAAAAUACUGGAAACAGAACGCGAAUGGAUUUGGGAGAAAUGCACGAAUCAUCCGAUGAGGAACAGGCUGCGGAAGACGCUGAUGCGACAAUGACUAAGUCAUUGUUGCGUCAUCAAGAAAAUCAGGAAUAUGAAGAUCCCGAAGAAAUUGAAGAUAUUGCAGAUGAUAAGGAAGAAGAAGCAGAUGAUAAUAAUAAUGCAAGUAAAAUUGUCGAGAAUAAGGAAGGUGACGAAGACGAUGACGAUGAUAUUAAAACAUUAAAUAGAAAAAAUAAAUUUACUAACAGAAAGGAAUGUGUCAUAAAUAUGUAUGAUAAUGCUAUGGAUUAUGAUUAUGACGAGAGUAAAUUAUCGUGGUGCAAAUUCACUUUUUGGUUACCGCUUAAAACGAUCAGAUUGGAUUUGCCAACGAUAAUCAAGAAUGCUGCAAGCAAAACUGUUUUGUGGGAAACACCAUGCAUCAAGAAAGCCUUUACAUUUCAAAACAGCAAAGGCGAAACAAUUCUCAAAACAGAUGGUUUAAAUAUAGUGGAAAUGUUUAAGUAUGAUAACAUACUUGAUUUAAACAGAUUAUAUUCUAAUGACAUUUAUAAUAUUUCUCAAACGUAUGGAAUCGAAGCUGCAAAUAGAGUCAUUGUAAAAGAAGUUCGGGAUGUCUUCAAGAUGUAUGGUAUCACUGUUGACUCUAGACAUCUGUCCUUAAUCGCGGAUUACAUGACCUUUGAUGGCACGUUCAAACCACUUAGUCGAAAAGGAAUGGAGGAUUCAGCCUCGCCGUUACAACAAAUAAGCUUCGAAAGUUCGCUAGGUUUUUUGAAAACGGCGACGUUGCAAGGUGAGUUAUGUUAAACAUAAACUUAAAAAUUGCUGUCAAUUUUUAAAGAUAUGAAAUGGUCAAAAUGUGUCAAAACACAUAGGAAAAAAAACUCAUGAGUCUAAAAAGUAUUUGUUUUUAAGGCUCCUGGGCGGUCACGGUGGCGCCGUACCGUCGCGGCAGAAAUAAGAACCUC
Molecule: messenger RNA, 4982 nt
Organism: Temnothorax curvispinosus
Lineage: Eukaryota; Metazoa; Arthropoda; Insecta; Hymenoptera; Formicidae
Gene: RpI1
Product: DNA-directed RNA polymerase I subunit RPA1
Exons: 3
Biological process (GO): DNA-templated transcription
Cellular component (GO): RNA polymerase I complex
Molecular function (GO): DNA binding; DNA-directed RNA polymerase activity
Source: RefSeq, a predicted model, not a curated record